Molecule: messenger RNA, 2661 nt
Organism: Phoenix dactylifera (date palm)
Lineage: Eukaryota; Viridiplantae; Streptophyta; Magnoliopsida; Arecales; Arecaceae
Gene: APO3
Product: APO RNA-binding protein (DUF794)
Molecular function (GO): RNA binding
Source: RefSeq, a predicted model, not a curated record
AGGGGGAUGGUGGCGAUGGGUGGGGGACUCGAUCAUGGGGAACAUGAGGCCCUGGGGGACGAGGUCGAGGACCUUCUUGGCCCAGGUCGGAAGGCGGAGGAUGGCCGGGAUGCGGGCGGCGGCAAGGAAGGGCAGACGGGAGGGCCUCGGCGAUGCUGCCGGGACCGUGCUCCAUGUCCUCGUCCACGUACUCGAAGCCGGCGAUCUUGGCAAAGGUGGGUCGGGGAGGAGCUCAGAAGGAAGAAGCCGUAGAGGGUCUCGCCAGCGGCGAGAUGGGACUUGAGGGUCCGGGGUUCGGGGGAGAUGGGGGGCGGGGUCGGGAUCCAAGGAGGCAGCGGCGGCUCCGAUUCCAGGGAAAGAGGCUCUUUUCUUGGAAGAUUGGGAGGUGAUUGAGUUGGAGAUGGGGACGAUAGUUUGAUUGGAUUUGAGGACGAAGAUGGAUGGGUUUCGGUGAUUUGGUGUUUUGGGGGAGAAGAGAAGGGGGUUUCCUUUGGCCGGCGGCGGCGAGGGCGACUCGGGGUUUCGGCGGAGGGGAAGCGGCUCCUCCGCUUCCUUUCUUUCCCUACGCUGAGGUGGUCAGUUAUCCACGUGGCGGAGUUUUAUUAACCCGGUGUAUUGAUGAGCUGGUACACCUGGCGUAGGAUAUAAUUUGCGCGGACGGUAGCUAUAUAUAACUUCCCUUACGGGUGGUGUUUCUGCUCAAAAACCAAGAUUCCAAGUCGUCGGGGAGCCCCUUACCCGUGACGAUUAUCUCCUCCUCCUCGCCCGCAAUCCAAGUAGUCGAUUGCUUCUUUAUUCGAAUCACAGCUUUCUCUCUGAAGAAGAAUUUAUAAGAAAACGAAGGAAGAACAAUAACAGCUUGGAAAGGGGAAUGCUACUGCAAAGGCUUGUGAUGAAACAUUAUUCUUGGAUAAAGAAAAGGCAGAUUCCACAGACUCAAAUCAACUUCUCAGCUCUAUUUGGCACCCAAAGAGUUUGUGAUAACAAAGAAACAGGGGAUACAAAGGAGAAUGAGGAAGGAGAGGAUUUCCCAUAUGCUGAUGUUCCGAAGCCUGCGAAGAAGUGGGAAAGGAAACCGUAUCCAACCCCCAUGAAAGUGUUGAUCCAAAGGGCCAAGGAAGAGAAGCGGGCUAGGCAGGAAAACCCAUGCCGCCUUCUUGAACAUGCCCCGGAGAAUGGCCUCCUUGUCCCUGAGCUCAUUGAGGUAGCCCAUCAAGUGUACAAUGCCAGGGAAUCACUGCUUCAUGGUCUCUCCAAACUUGUCAAUGGUGAUGCUGCUAUCCCUGUCAAAAGAUGCAGGUUUUGUUCUGAAGUGCACAUUGGCCACUUUGGGCACGAGAUUAGGAGUUGUGAAGGCCCCAAGUGUGGUUCAAGGAACUCUAUCCAUGUGUGGAGGAGAGGAGGACUUAGAGAUGUUGUAGGUUUCCCAUAUUGCUACCACCUGUAUGAUAGAGUUGGGAAGCCAAGAGUUGGGCACAAAGAAAGAUUUGGAGUCCAAAGGCUUCCAGCAGUAGUAGAGCUGUGCAUCCAAGCAGGUCUAGACCUUGAAGGUUACCCAACAAAAAGAAGAACUAAGCCUGUUUACUCAAUUGAUGGAAGGAUUGUAGACUUCGACCCAGAAGAACAGGCUGUGGCAGUAGAGGAAACUCUUGAAUCAGUGAAUCAGUCUCGAAGAGCCAGCUCCAUGGACAGCAUAUUCGAAGAGCAAAUGACGGUGAGUGAAUUGAGUGCCAGGACAUUGCAGUCUUGGUUGGAGAUGAGAUCAGGGGCUAUGAAGCUUUUGAAGAAAUACAGUGUGGUAACCUGUGGUUAUUGCCCUGAAGUCCAGGUUGGGCCUAAGGGACACAAAGUGAGGAUGUGCAAAGCUUCAAAGCACCAGCACCGCGAUGGUUUGCAUGGAUGGCAAGAAGCCACCAUCUAUGAUUUGAUUAGGCCAAACUAUGUAUGGCACGUGAGGGACUUGCAUGGCUCCCCACUAGUUAAUGAGCUAAAGAGGUACUAUGGGAAGGCUCCAGCCAUUGUGGAGCUUUGUGUGCAGGCUGGAGCACCAGUACCUAAACAAUAUAGAAGUAUGAUGAGGUUGGAUGUUGUACCUCCUAAUCUUGAUGAACAUGAUCUUGUUGCCUGAUUUCUUUUUUCUUCUAAGUGAAGACCUAAAGGCAUAGGCUGAGGCUACGGACACAGAGACAGAGGCAGCAUCCUACGCUAGCAGUAUCUCUAAUUUUUCGAGCCUGCAUUGUUUUACCUGUAAAGCAGCUGGUGAAUAUGCUGUUAAGAAGAAUGUAAAGAUAAGGGAAAGGUAUCAAAGACUUGUGGCUGCUUCUGUAAUAUAGUUACCCGUUUCCUGUCUGCUUCAUUUAUUUUUGGCCUUUUGCUUUGUGAUUCUGUGCUGAUGCUGCAGCUACCCACUUCCCCUGUUUGCUCUGUCUUGUGACAAGUACACAUAUAAAGUCGAUCCUCCAUUAGUGACAAGUACUUAUGGUGAUUUCAUGAAGAGAUUUAUUAUGAAGCUUGGGCAUAAUAGCUUGCUUCUCCUUCUUCUUCUUCUUCUUUCUUUCUUUUUUUCUUUUUUGAGAGAGAGAAGUUACACAUAUAAGGCUUAACAGGAUUUUGUUGAUUCCUUCUCUUCCAUCGAAUCAAUAAAUUUAUAAUUUCUAGUAA